Molecule: messenger RNA, 1302 nt
Organism: Aspergillus piperis CBS 112811
Lineage: Eukaryota; Fungi; Ascomycota; Eurotiomycetes; Eurotiales; Aspergillaceae
Product: major facilitator superfamily protein
Exons: 2
Coding region: 1-1302 (433 amino acids)
Biological process (GO): transmembrane transport
Cellular component (GO): fungal-type vacuole membrane
Molecular function (GO): transmembrane transporter activity
Source: RefSeq, a predicted model, not a curated record
AUGCGUUCGUCCCUGUCGACUUUUGAAAUAGCCCCUAAUGGGAUUGUCGAAAAUGAAGAAUGUCAAAAGCAUUCCCUCAAUUCAAAGCAUGAAUCGAAUGAUACCAGUCCACCUGAUGGAGGGAUUCGAGCUUGGCUUCAGGUGGUCGGCUCUUUUUUCUUGUUCUUCAAUACAUGGGGUAUUAUCAAUUCAUACGGUGUUUUCGAGACAUUCUAUGAAAAAAAUCUGCUUCGGGGGACCUCUCCUUCAACAAUCUCAUGGGUUGGGUCUUUGCAGUCAUUUAUCAUCAUGUUUCUGGGGGUUUUGACUGGGCCCAUCUAUGACGCUGGUUUCGUGAUGCCUUUAUUAUAUAUCGGCUCAUUUCUUGUUGUGUUUGGUCACAUGAUGCUCAGUCUUUGUCAAAGUUUUUGGCAAGUUCUUCUAGCGCAGUCAUUCUGCGUUGGUAUCGGAGCUGGCCUUCUCUUCGUUCCGAGCAUUGCGAUCCUCUCCACUUACUUCACAAGGAAGCUCCCUUUCGUGGUGGGAAUAGCCGCAUCGGGCUCGAGUAUUGGUGGUGUCGUUUACCCGAUCAUGAUACAUAUUCUGCAAAACGAAGUUGGAUUUGCGUGGUCCGUCCGCAUUGCUGGCUUUGUCGCUCUCUUUGGGCUAGCUAUCUCGUGCCUAGUGCUGAGAGUACGCGCACUUCCUGCUGCCCGCCGCAAGCUUGUCGACUGGCAAGCGUUCCGUGAAACACCUUAUGCACUGUUCAAUAUCGGCAUGUUCUUGUGCUUCAUGGGACUCUACACCCCCUACUAUUAUAUCCAGUCUGUCGCUAAUAGCGAGCAUAUAACUUCCGCGAAUUUGGCUUUCUAUCUCCUGCCGAUUGUGAACGCAACUUCGACUUUUGGACGUUUGGGCAUUGGUUACUUUUCCCAGAUGACCGGGCCACUCAACAUUCUCGUUCCAUGCGCUUUGGCGUCUGGAAUUCUUGUCCUCUGCUUAAUCGUUGGUGUAUCGCAGGCUUCCAUGUUGGCAAUUUCUGCCUUGUACGGCUUUUUCUCUGGAUCGCUUGUUUCACUUAUGGGUCCCAUCCUUGUGAUCCUUUCCCCCCAUCGUGGUGUGAUUGGUACUAGGAUCGGAAUGUGUUUCACUCUUUUGGGUAUUGCCUUGUUGAUUGGAACCCCAAUCGCCGGCUCUAUUCUUGACUCCCAUGGUGCAAAUAUGGUUUGGGUUUACAGCGGUGUCUUGACACUGGCUGGUGGCUUUGCGAUAGCGAUUAGUCGUAUGAGUCAAUCGUUUUGGAAGCUCUUUGCGAAAAUUUGA